AUGGCUGAAAAUGUGAUUAUUGACGGAGAAGACUCUUUUCUCAUCCCUGAUGUUUCAGACAUUGCUCUGAGACUAAAACUUUUUCCAUUUUCACUAAGGGAUCGAGCAAGAGCAUGGUACAAUUCUUUGCAACCAGACUCUGUGACUACAUGGAAUGAAAUGGCAGAAAAGUUUUUGAAAAAGUAUUUUCCACCCAUGAGGAAUGCCAAAUCCAGAAAUGAAAUCUGUACUUUUAGACAACUGGAUGAUGAAGCAGUUCCUGAUGCAUGGAAAAGGUAUAAAGAGCUGUUGAGAAAAUGCCCUCACCAUGGCAUUCCGUACUGUAUACAGCUAGAGACAUUUUACACCGGUUUAAAUAUCGUUGCUAGACAAAUGCUCGAUGCUACUGCAGGCGGAACUUUCACAACUUGUACCUAUAAUGAAGGUUUUGACAUACUUGAAAAGAUUUAUAAUAAUAACGGACAAUGGUCUGACCCACGUGCAAUGCCACUAAAGAAAACAGCUGGAAUAAAUGAGGUAGAUGUUGUCUCGGUAUUAACAGCUCAGAUCACUAAGCUAAUUUCAAAUUUAACAUCUAGCCCGCAUGUUCAGUCUGUGCAAUGCGUGUACUGUGGUGAAGGUCACUCUUUUGAGCAUUGUCCUGGAAAUCCUGAGCAUGUAAAUUAUGUCAACAAGACUGGACCAUUUUCACAUACUUAUAAUCCGGGAUGGAGAAAUCAUCCUAAUUUUUCUUGGCAUAGUUCAGCUCUUAACCCACCAAUGCAAAAGCCACAAGGACAGUCCAAUUUUCAACCGCAAGGACAGUCCAAUUUUCAACAACAAAGCCAAUCUAAUUUUCACUCACAAGUGCAUCAAGGCAAUCAUAAUAAUCAACAUGCUAAUUUUCAGAAUCAUCAGUCUUUUUUCCAAAGCAAGCCCAAACUGCAAGCUGAGUCAUCUACUUCUUUGGAAGCAAUGAUGAAGGGUUUUAUAACCCAAACUCAAGCUUCAAUUAAAAAUCUCGAAACUCAAAUAGGACAAAUGGCUUUGGAGAUUAGAAAAAGACCAGUAGGUUCUCUACCUAGUGAUACAAAGAUACCUCAAAGGAAGGGAAAGAGCAUGUUAAGGUUGUUACUUUAA
Messenger RNA from Cynara cardunculus var. scolymus (artichoke), 1119 nucleotides. RefSeq lists its product as uncharacterized. NCBI's taxonomy places the organism in Eukaryota, Viridiplantae, Streptophyta, Magnoliopsida, Asterales, Asteraceae. The coding region runs from base 1 to 1119 and encodes 372 amino acids. The transcript has 2 exons. The record is from RefSeq and is a predicted model, not a curated record.